Anguilla anguilla (European eel) is the source of this 1661-nucleotide messenger RNA. Its product is annotated as platelet-derived growth factor receptor-like protein. NCBI's taxonomy places the organism in Eukaryota, Metazoa, Chordata, Actinopteri, Anguilliformes, Anguillidae. The record is from RefSeq and is a predicted model, not a curated record.
CUCAGCACAGAUGUUGCCCUUAAUUUGCACUGGGCUGCUGGAGCCUCCAGAACUCUGUGUCCAGAUUCCAGGCGAGCUCUGCUGCCCCCAAAACGCUCGCACAUCGCCUCCCGAACCCCUCUGGAACCCACCUCUCACCUCCGACUGCGCACCAUGAAGCUGUGGGUCCUCCUCACCCUGUUCCUCCUCUGGGAGGAGGUGCAAAACGGCCUCGGCCAGCAGGUCAAACGGCGGAAGGAGGCGGGGGAGAACCGCAUCAGGCCCGGGAACAAGCGGGGCAAGGUGCGCUUCCCCAAGGCCAAGGAGAAGGAGGCGGUGGGGAAGGGCCAGUCCCUCCUGACGCAGGUCCUGGACAAGGGCCGCUUCCUCCGGCUGGGGGAGGCCCUGACGCUGCCCGCGGGCAGGAGCAUGGAGCUCCGCUGCAAGGGCUCCCGAAUCGAGUGGAACUACCCCGCCUACCUGCACACCUACAAGGACACCCGCCUCAGCGUCACUCAGCAGGACAAGUACGGCCAGCUCGUCCUGACGUCGCCCUCUGCUGCCGACACUGGGGAGUACAGCUGCUGGGCGGUGCUCUGCGACGGCGUCGAGUGCGAAAAGGACACGGAACGCAACUCUGCCUCGUACAUCUACUUCACAGAUAAAGACGAGCUGUUUGUCCCGUCGCCCAUCCACUUUGAGAUCAUCUACCUACGCCCGGACCGGACGGCCACCAUCCCCUGCCGGGUGACCAGUCCCCAGGUGAAGGUGACCCUGCACCGCGAGGUGCCCCCGGAGGAGGUGUCCACGAACGGAACCCAGAUCUCCUACGACCCCACCAAGGGCUUCGUCAUCCGGGAGCCCAGCCCCGAGCACAGGGGCAUCUUCUACUGCAGGGCCGUCAUCAACGACAAGCCGCAGAUCUCCAACAAGUACCAGCUUCUCUACGUGGAAGUUCCCAGUGGCCCCCCCUCAGCCACCAUCAAAGCGUCCUCCUCUGUAGUGCGGGGGGGCGACAAUUUCAACAUCACCUGCACGGUCCUGGGGGAGCCCGAGCAGCAUGUGAACUUCACCUGGACGUAUCCCGGUCAGGACAUGAGGCCGGUGAGUUUGUACGAGGCCUGGAGGCUGAUAAACCGGGGCGUGGGCCACACCACCCGAAUCUCCCAGAGCGUCCUGACCGUGGAGGACGCAGAGACCAUCGACUACGGGAAAUACAUCUGCAGGACCAAGAACAAGCAUGGGGAGACGGCCGUCACCACCAGCGUGGACUCCUUCUAACCGGGGCGGGGGCAGACAGGACGACCCUUACGGAAACGAAACAUACUGCCAUAUAUUUAAAGACAAUAUAUUAUCAAUAUAUGAAAAAUAUAUUGCAACAUUUCACCAUAUAUAUGGGCAAAUUAAUUCUGCUUUUAGAUAUUUGCAAUAUAUUUGUAAAUGAUACAUUGCUGUGAAAUAUAUUUUUACUGUUGAAUUUUCCGAAAAGUUCUUAUAUUUACAUAUAUUGCAGUACAAUCGAUUUCUAUAAGGGGAGUGGUAACCUGCAUAGACUGGGUCUCUCCCUCCCUCCCCCAGGUAUAAUGCUUCCAUGUUAAGCAGCUUGAAGGUAACAGUAUGUUCUAUAGAGACUGUGGUUGGGAGAAGAAAUGCAUUGAAAUAAACGUGUCAUUUUGGGUACA